AUGAGUAAUACAUCUAGUAUAGUAGUAUUUUCACUGUCUGGCUUCAAUGCAACAGUCAACUACAGAGUCACACUUUUCUCUCUCACUUUAUUAAGUUACUGUGUCAUUCUGGUUGUAAAUGUGACUCUCAUUUUAACCAUUAUCCUGGAUGAAAAACUUCAUGAGCCAAUGUAUAUGUUUAUUGCAUUUUUGUCUGUCAACUCUCUGUUUGGCUGUACUGGUUUCUUCCCCAGAUUCCUCAUAGACCUUCAGUCUGAUACUCAUUUGAUCUCACGUCCUGCUUGUUUUACUCAGAUCUAUAUUAUUUACUCUUAUGCAUUACAUGAACUGGCCAUUCUGAGCAUUAUGGCCUAUGAUAGAUAUGUUGCUGUGUGUGAUCCCUUACAUUAUCACAGCAAGGUGACCCCUAGGACAGUCUGUAAGUUAGCAGCCUUUGCGUGGAUCUGUCCAGCCUUUUCUGUUGCAGUAUGUCUUUAUUUGGCCAUCAGGCUUCCUUUGUGUGGGAACAAGAUAGAAAAAAAAUACUGUGCCAUCUGGAAUAUUGCUAAACUGUCAUGUGUUUCCACUUUUAUCAACAAUAUUGUGGGCUUGGUUGUCAUUGCAACUGAAGUCAUCCUCCCCCUGAUCUUUGUCUUAUAUACAUAUUGUGACGACCGCUAG
Messenger RNA from Monopterus albus (swamp eel), 660 nucleotides. RefSeq names its product olfactory receptor 24-like. The transcript has 3 exons. The record is from RefSeq and is a predicted model, not a curated record. Gene Ontology annotation, cellular component: membrane. Gene Ontology annotation, molecular function: olfactory receptor activity; odorant binding. Bases 1 to 660 code for a protein of 219 amino acids. Gene Ontology annotation, biological process: detection of chemical stimulus involved in sensory perception of smell; G protein-coupled receptor signaling pathway. Lineage: Eukaryota; Metazoa; Chordata; Actinopteri; Synbranchiformes; Synbranchidae.